Molecule: messenger RNA, 1085 nt
Organism: Harmonia axyridis
Lineage: Eukaryota; Metazoa; Arthropoda; Insecta; Coleoptera; Coccinellidae
Exons: 3
Coding region: 78-1031 (317 amino acids)
Source: RefSeq, a predicted model, not a curated record
AAGUGUUGAUAUAGUUUUUUUUUAUUAUUUUUGUACAUCAUAUGUAGAAAUCAGCUUAUGCAGAGUCAGGUACUAUUAUGAAGUGGUUGGAGGAUGAGACAAUAAACUUUAUAGAAAUCUACCGAAAAUAUGAUCUGCUUUGGGACCCGCAACAUCGAGAUUAUUUUCAUAAAUUAAAAAAAAAUGAUGCUUGGGAGGAAAUAGCAGAAAAAAUCAAUAAGCCGGUUGAUGAAUGUAGGAAGAAAAUGGAGUAUCUCUUGGCAGCAAUGCGAAGGGAAAAAAUGAAGAUGGGGAGAGUCGCCAGAGCGAGCAUUAGAAAAGGGGUGAAUGAGGUUUACAGAAGCUCAUGGUUCGCCUUUCAAAGUAUGAUGUUUUUAUGGGAUAAAAAUAAGCCAAAAGCCCAACAGGUUUCACUGCCGAAUACAUCAGGCAAUCAGGAAAACCCAGAAAGAGAGCAAAAUGACCCGAUGGAGCCAUCGGAUAGUAUGGAGUUUGUAGCAGGUCAAAAACGCACCAGACAGCUCACCAAAAUUAAAUCCGAACAAAAUGCCUUCAGGGCUAAAAAGCGCCAUCUUGCAUCAACAUCUACAAGUUCCCAAAAAAAGAAGCUUGACGCUUCUCCAGAUGAAAGUGUAGACAAGGCUUUGGAUAUGUCAACUUCAACAGCAAGCCACAGCGCGACAUUAGACGAUUGUUACCAUUUCGGUAACUUGGUUGCAUCAAAAUUGCGCCUUUAUAACGAUGAUGUUCGAUGUGCCAUUGAAAGGGACAUUUUAAAUAUUUUCAUUGGAGCUAACAGCGGUUAUUAUAACAGCGAAGUGAACAUUUUACCGAUCCAUGUAUACGAAAACCCACCUACUUCCCAUGGCUCCUCUUUAUUCAGCUCUUCUCCUCAACCUCCUUCCCCGCUUCAACGUCAAACUCAACUUCAUCAAUCUACGCAACAAUAUCUAUCCCCAAAUGACUAUGGUGAAGAAUCUGAGGAUCUAAAGCAGGAGCCACUAGAGUUUCCCAGUACUUCAGAUAACUAAAAUUAUCCUCAACGUUUAGUCCAAUAAUUGUACAGAGAUAAUAUUUUUAAAUAU